Suricata suricatta (meerkat) is the source of this 6054-nucleotide messenger RNA. It is a transcript of the gene ATRNL1, whose product is annotated as attractin like 1. Gene Ontology annotation, molecular function: protein binding. NCBI's taxonomy places the organism in Eukaryota, Metazoa, Chordata, Mammalia, Carnivora, Herpestidae. Gene Ontology annotation, cellular component: Golgi apparatus. The record is from RefSeq and is a predicted model, not a curated record. The annotation marks the transcript as partial. The transcript is spliced from 29 exons.
CCGGCGGGCGGCGGCGGCGGCGGCGGUGGCGCCUCCUCCUGGCUGCUGGACGGGAACAGCUGGCUGCUGUGCUAUGGCUUCCUCUACCUGGCCCUCUACGCGCAGGUGUCCCAGUCCAAGCCGUGCGAGAGGACCGGCUCCUGCUUCUCGGGCCGCUGUGUCAACUCCACCUGCCUCUGCGACCCGGGCUGGGUGGGGGACCAGUGCCAGCACUGCCAGGGCCGGUUCAAGUUAACUGAACCUUCUGGAUAUUUAACAGAUGGUCCAAUUAAUUAUAAAUAUAAAACUAAAUGUACAUGGCUAAUUGAAGGCUAUCCAAAUGCAGUGUUAAGAUUAAGAUUCAAUCAUUUUGCAACAGAAUGUAGCUGGGAUCAUAUGUAUGUUUAUGAUGGAGAUUCAAUAUAUGCUCCUUUGAUAGCUGUUCUUAGUGGUUUGAUAGUCCCUGAAAUCAGGGGAAAUGAAACUGUGCCUGAAGUCGUUACCACAUCUGGCUAUGCACUGUUACAUUUUUUUAGCGAUGCUGCAUACAAUCUAACUGGUUUCAACAUCUUUUACUCAAUCAAUUCUUGUCCUAACAAUUGCUCUGGUCAUGGGAAGUGUACAACCAGCAUCUCUGUCCCGAGUCAAGUAUUCUGUGAAUGUGACAAAUACUGGAAGGGCGAAGCCUGUGACGUCCCCUACUGUAAAGCCAACUGCGGCAGUCCAGAUCACGGCUACUGCGACCUGACCGGGGAGAAGCUGUGCGUCUGCAAUGACAGUUGGCAAGGUCCUGAUUGUUCUUUGAAUGUUCCUUCUACUGAAUCUUACUGGAUUCUGCCAAAUGUUAAACCCUUCAGUCCUUCUGUGGGUCGGGCUUCCCAUAAAGCAGUUUUACAUGGGAAAUUUAUGUGGGUGAUUGGUGGAUAUACUUUUAACUACAGUUCUUUUCAAAUGGUUCUGAAUUACAAUUUGGAAAGCAGUAUAUGGAAUGUAGGAAGUCUGUCAAGGGGUCCUCUCCAGAGAUAUGGACACUCUCUUGCUUUAUAUCAGGAAAACAUCUUUAUGUAUGGAGGCAGAAUCGAAACAAAUGGUGGCAAUGUCACAGACGAAUUAUGGGUUUUUAACAUACAUAGUCAGUCAUGGAGUACAAAAAGUCCUACUGUUCUUGGACAUGGCCAGCAGUACGCUGUGGAGGGACAUUCCGCUCACAUUAUGGAGUUGGAUAGUAGAGAUGUUGUCAUGAUCAUAAUAUUUGGAUAUUCUUCAAUAUAUGGUUAUACAAGCAGCAUACAGGAAUACCAUAUCUCAUCGAACACGUGGCUUGUCCCAGAAACUAAAGGAGCUAUUGUUCAAGGUGGAUAUGGCCAUACCAGUGUGUAUGAUGAAAUAACAAAGUCCAUUUAUGUUCACGGAGGCUAUAAAGCAUUACCAGGCAAUAAAUAUGGAUUGGUAGAUGAUCUUUAUAAGUAUGAAGUUAACACUAAGACUUGGACUAUUUUGAAAGAAAGUGGGUUUGCCAGAUACCUUCAUUCAGCUGUUCUUAUCAAUGGAGCUAUGCUUAUUUUUGGAGGAAAUACCCAUAAUGACACUUCCUUGAGUAACGGUGCAAAAUGUUUUUCUGCCGAUUUCCUGGCAUAUGACAUAGCUUGUGAUGAAUGGAAAAUAUUACCAAAACCAAAUCUUCAUAGAGAUGUCAACAGAUUUGGACACUCUGCGGUUGUCAUUAAUGGGUCCAUGUAUAUAUUUGGAGGAUUUUCUAGUGUACUCCUUAAUGACAUUCUUGUUUACAAGCCUCCAAAUUGCAAGGCUUUCAGAGAUGAAGAACUUUGUAAGAAUGCUGGUCCAGGAAUAAAAUGUAUUUGGAAUAAAAAUCACUGUGAAUCUUGGGAAUCUGGGAAUACUAAUAAUAUCCUUAGAGCAAAGUGCCCUCCUAAAACAGCGGCUCCUGACGACAGGUGUUACAGAUACGCGGACUGUGCCAGCUGCACUGCCAACACCAACGGGUGCCAGUGGUGCGACGACAAGAAAUGUAUUUCAGCCAACAGUAACUGCAGUGUGUCUGUGAAAAACUAUACCAAAUGUCAUGUGAGAAAUGAGCAGAUUUGUAACAAACUUACCAGUUGUAAAAGCUGUUCGCUAAACUUGAAUUGCCAGUGGGAUCAGCGACAGCAAGAAUGCCAGGCUUUACCAGCUCAUCUUUGUGGAGAAGGAUGGAAUCAUAUUGGUGAUGCUUGUCUUAGAAUCAAUUCCAGUAGAGAAAGCUAUGACAAUGCAAAACUUUAUUGCUAUAAUCUUAGUGGAAAUCUUGCUUCAUUAACAACCUCAAAAGAAGUAGAAUUUGUUCUGGAUGAAAUACAGAAGUAUACACAACAGAAAGUAUCACCUUGGGUCGGCUUGCGCAAGAUCAACAUAUCCUACUGGGGAUGGGAAGACAUGUCUCCUUUUACAAAUACAACGCUACAGUGGCUUCCCGGGGAACCAAAUGACUCUGGGUUCUGUGCCUACCUAGAAAAGGCUGCAGUGGCAGGUUUAAAAGCUAAUCCUUGCACAUCUAUGGCCGAUGGCCUUGUCUGCGAAAAGCCUGUUGUUAGUCCAAAUCAAAAUGCAAGGCCAUGCAAAAAGCCAUGUUCUCUGAGGACGUCCUGCUCCAACUGCACGAGCAACGGCAUGGAGUGUAUGUGGUGCAGCAGCACGAGACGGUGCGUCGACUCCAAUGCUUACAUCAUUUCUUUUCCAUACGGACAGUGUCUGGAGUGGCAAACGGCCACCUGCUCUCCUCAAAACUGUUCUGGACUGAGAACCUGUGGACACUGUUUGGAGCAGCCUGGCUGCGGCUGGUGCAAUGACCCUAGUAACACAGGCAGAGGCCACUGCAUUGAAGGAUCGUCACGGGGACCGAUGACGCUUGUUGGAAUGCACAAUAACGAGAUGGUUCUCGAUACCAGUCUUUGCCCUAAAGAAAAGAACUAUGAGUGGUCCUUUAUCCAGUGUCCAGCUUGCCAGUGUAAUGGACAUAGCACUUGCAUCAAUAAUAACGUAUGUGAACAGUGUAAAAAUCUUACCACAGGAAAACAGUGUCAAGACUGCAUGCCGGGUUAUUAUGGAGAUCCAACUAAUGGAGGACAGUGCACAGCUUGUACAUGCAGCGGCCAUGCCAACAUUUGUCAUAUGCACACAGGAAAAUGUUUCUGCACAACUAAAGGAAUAAAAGGUGAUCAGUGUCAACUGUGUGAUUCUGAAAAUCGCUAUGUUGGUAAUCCACUUAGAGGAACAUGUUAUUUUUUAGAAUGGUCAAACAAAAAUUUGGAUAUUUCGAUUAAUGCAUCAAACAACUUUAAUCUCAACAUUACGUGGUCAGUUGGUUCAACAGCUGGAACAAUUUCUGGAGAGGAGACUCCUAUAGUGUCCAAGACUAAUGUAAAGGAAUACAGAGAUAGUUUUUCGUAUGAAAAAUUUAACUUUAGAAGCAACCCUAACAUUACAUUCUAUGUGUACGUCAGCAACUUUUCCUGGCCUAUUAAAAUACAGAUUGCAUUCUCACAGCACAACACGAUCAUGGAUCUUGUGCAGUUUUUUGUCACCUUCUUCAGUUGUUUUUUAUCCUUAUUGCUGGUGGCUGCAGUGGUCUGGAAGAUCAAACAAACAUGUUGGGCGUCUCGACGGAGAGAGCAACUGCUUCGAGAACGACAGCAGAUGGCCAGCCGUCCCUUUGCUUCUGUUGAUGUAGCCCUGGAAGUGGGAGCCGAACAAACGGAGUAUCUGCGCGGGCCAGUGGAGGGGGCACCUAAGCCAAUAGCCAUCGAGCCAUGUGCUGGGAACAGGGCUGCUGUUCUGACUGUGUUUCUUUGCCUACCGCGAGGGUCCUCCGGUGCCCCUCCUCCCGGACAGUCAGGCCUUGCGAUCGCCAGUGCCCUAAUAGAUAUUUCACAACAGAAGCCUUCAGAUAAUAAAGACAAGACUUCAGGAGUCCGAAAUCGAAAACACCACCUCUCAACACGUCAAGGAACUUGUGUCUGAGAAACAGAAACUGCUCCUGGAUAUUCUGAUAUGUUUGAUUUUGUACAUGACUUCCAUUAAGGCUGGUCUGUGGCCUCAGUUUUUAUGGAGGCAAACCUCUCCAUGGGUCCAGAGCUCAAGUACAGUUCCCUCCAAAUGGGCAAUGACUCGAGUGGCCAGAGAAUGUUCGUGACUUUUAUGAAAGCAAAAGUACUGAUGGUCACAGGCGGUGAAGUCCGUUUUUACGACUCUCUUAGGCUUAUCAUAGAUAACAUUUAAAUACUCUGGAAAAAGAUGUAUAUUAUUUCUUAAUGCAGAUGAAAAAUAUGUAAUUCCUAUAAACCAAACUGUUUAUAUCCCAGGACUUUAAAGAAAGACAUUUUAUAAUGCCUGACUGAUGAGAAUUGUACAGUUUUUGCCUCAUAAGCAAACUUAAACCACUUGUAUAUGAACAGGAAAUGAACACAUCACAAUGGCUUUAAAUGUUGUUUUAUCUCACUGUAAAUGUAAAAGCAAGACUCUGACUUAGCAGGAUGUAGGUAGUGUAUUUAAAUGUUCCGUGUGACCAUAUCAUGUCCAAACUCAGUUUGAGAAUGGGAAAGGCAAACCAAAAUGAGACCAUUUGGAUGGACAGUAAAUGCAGCUUCACAGCAGGUUUUAUUAGAAUUCUGAGUGAAAAGGACAUUCCUGUCAUCCACGCCAACUGCCUCACUCGUUAUCAGAGCUGAUAGUGCAUGGAAAAGCCUGUCCAGCAAUCAAUUUUUCCCCUCCUGCCAAAAACCCUCCAAUACCAAACCUGAAGAGAGCUGAAAUAGUUAUUUUACAGUGUGUGAGCUUCGGCCCUAGUAUGGUAAUUUUUUUUAAUUGCUUAGGAAUCAUUGGAUCCGACCUAAAUGAUCCAUCUGUACUUUCACAAGGAUAGAUCAGCUUUGGUAGGCCUUCCUCUCCUAGCUGCUAGAUUUUCUCUACCUUUUACAAAUAUUAUGGAAGUAUGUUAGAGGGGACCCCUCCCAAGUAGUCACACGGUCCAGGAUCCUGCUUGCCAACCAUUCACUUAGACAAGUAGAGAAGAGCGUUUGUUGGCACCAUAUACAGUAUUCUUUUCUCACAUGAACACGCUGGUGUCAUGAGACAAAGCUGCCAGUUUAAAAAAUAAGUUCCUCAUUGCCCACAUCUCACAUAUUCUGAAUCAUUCAAACAUCUGAAUUAUGGCAGAAAGGAAAAACGGUGUAUGACAGCUUUCACAUCAGCACAUCGAAUUAUUUGUGUCCUGAUUUUGACAACGGUUCACUAGACUCAGUAGCGUUAACAAAUCUUGUUUGGAAUUAACAGUUAAUCUUAACUCUCGUCAGGGCGACUCCAGGAUAUUUGUAGAAAGCAGUGCCAGAGGUCCCCAAAGCUGCUUUAUGCAAUAUGGUUUUGUUCAAUAUGAAAGUCAUUUGAACGUAAUUGAUGUUUAGUACUCUGUAUGUACUUUUCAUGUUCUUUGGAUUUCUGGAAGGUAAUGACACUUUACUGUUUACAGCUAAUGCAUAGCUACUUGCAUGCCCUGGUUGUGCAGUAGCGGAAUAUGACCCUCUUGUGAUACUCACUGUUUAUUUCAUAAUACCAUUGAUCCAUAGCUUAAUUUGAUGAGGAUCGAAUAUAAUAUAUAACAGGAAUGAUCAUACAGUAGGUAGUUGCAUCGUAUAUAAGAUUGCUAGGUUGCAUCUAGCCAUGACUCUGUUUUGAUAAUUAGGCAUUUAUGAAUUAUAGUAUAUAUUCCUUAUGUUGGCAUGAUAAUUUUGCUAUUUUCUAUGCAUUAAAAAUAAGACUAAUUCUUAGAGUAAUUUUAUCUAUAGCCUGUGGGGUUUUUGGGAGAGAGGGCGGCAGUGAGGUUGGUUGAUUUUUCCUCCCUGUGAUAUUUUAUCUCUCAAAAAAAAAAAAAAAAAAGCAAGCAAAGUUUGUAAAUGUCUCCUAGAAAAAUGAUCAAGUAAUUUUAUUAGCUUCUUUUUGGACCCUUUAAAUGUUGCUUUUUCUCCUGGACGAAUAAAUUGACAAAACUGGUGACUACAAAAAUAUAAUCAUUUAAAAAUAAAA